Molecule: messenger RNA, 563 nt
Organism: Symbiodinium pilosum
Lineage: Eukaryota; Dinophyceae; Suessiales; Symbiodiniaceae
Source: the annotation of a GenBank genome assembly
GCGUCGGCCCAGCCUCUGUGUCCGAAACGAUCUCCGCUGUAGCCGCGAACAGGCCCUCUGCGCCGCAAGCUUUCUCCGUAGAUCUCGAGGCAUUGAACAAAGGAGUGGUGGACCUCUCCUGGCAGACACCUGCAUCCGACGGCGACUCUGCCAUCGACGCUUACAGGGUGCAGCGGAUGAAGGAGUGGCCAGGGACUUUCCUGUCUCAGUGCUCUGUGCUUCUCAACAACUUGGGUGAGUCUGGCGGUGAGUGCUCCUUCGAUGAUAUUGGGCCGUCACGAACCAAAUACAGAGCCCUUUCGCUGUUCCCACCCAACCUUGCAUCCAACAUUCAAAAUGUGGGCUUAGGCGUCAUCGGGAACUUUGCGAGCAAUGGCCUGGGCGACUACAACCUGCCUCCGGAUAGCUAUGACAAGGCGCGAAUACGGCAACUGUUGCAAAUACUUAGCUUGCGGCAUGCAGCUGUCUCUAUGCGCUUGAUCAUACAGCCGCCACUGGUAUCUCACUACAGUGCGAGCGCAGGUGCGCAUCUACACUGGGCGUACUCCAGCUGCAUCAGGUGA